This is a messenger RNA of Phyllotreta striolata, 2728 nucleotides long. Lineage: Eukaryota; Metazoa; Arthropoda; Insecta; Coleoptera; Chrysomelidae. The record is from the annotation of a GenBank genome assembly.
CUCCUGGAUAACAUAUGUACUUUUAUUAUUUAAUGCAUUUUAAAAAUAAAAUAUGCACUCUAUAUCUCUAAAUUAGCUUUUCUGUCUCCGACAUAUUUUCUACCUGUAUUCAAUUAACAUUGGAAAGACUAUAAAAACACUUAAUAAUUCCUCAAGAGUGGUACUAUACCUAUUGAAAUACAAAAAUAAAUUUUAUACCACUGAAGAUAAACCAACCUACAAUAACAAUACAUAUUAUCACAGUAAUUGCAAAGUUUCCUUUAUAAAAUGAACAAAAUAUCGAUCCCAGUUCCCUUCAAAAAAAAUAAUAUAUCCCAUCGCAUUUAUGCAGCAACAAACAUGAGCCCCAUCGAGCCCUCGGCAGCGUGGUGAUUUAAAAAAGCCGCCGAAAGUCGUAUCACCUGCCGGUAACCGGAGCACCCGCGGAAAGGGGCCACGGCGCAUCUCGCUCGUACCCGCCCUGGCUCGGGCAUCAGUUGCGUUUCGAAGGCCCGCAAAGGCGCCCCACGGUUGCCAAGAACGUCGAGCGACGGCUUCAACAAACAAACUUGACAAACGGUGUUUCUAUGCCACCUUAUUUGGAACCCUAGCACUGCACUAGCGUGGAUCGCCCGUCGUGAAAUAUGGAGAAUUGGAGCGGGUAUUCGACGAUGUGCAGAUUGUGCCUUCAGAAGGACGGCUUCAUGUUGGGCAUUUUUAAUCACAUUCAAGGCAAGGACAGGAGCAUUUAUAAGAAGAUUAUCGAUUGUACGGCUUUGCAAAUAUCACAUGGGGACGGUUUGCCGAACGUAAUAUGCCACAGAUGUUUGUACAAAAUAGAAUUCUGCUUGGAAUUUCGUCAAUUAUGUUUCAUAUCAGAUGCGACCCUUCGACAAUUAGGCGCAGCCAAAGAAAAUGGACCGACAGAUUUGCUGGCCCAAAAUGGCGAUGAAAACGUGGUGAUGGUGGUGGAUCCCAUGGCGUACGACUACGAAUCCGACUGGGAAUCGGAGAAGGAACCUCAAGUGAUCAGCGACAACGAAAACGGCGAGUCGCUGACCAACGACGUGGAGCAGGAGCCGGAGCCCGAAUCCGAGAACAAGGGCGUCACCAUGUGCAAGUACUGCGAUCACGCCUUCACCGACAUCUCGGAGUGCUACAAUCACGAAAUCAACGCCCACAACAGCGAGACACCGUACAGCUGCGGCGCCUGCUACAUGAGCUUCGCUGACCGCGUGGUCUACUCGGCUCAUCUGAAGAGCGUCCACAAGAACGACAAGCCUUACAAUUGCCCGCAAUGCGACCGAACCUUCGCUAGGCGAUCGGAUUUACGCAAACAUACGAUCGUCCACACCGGCGUGAAGCCGUUCACCUGCCAGCUGUGCUUCAAGUCCUUCUCGAGGAAUACGAACCUGUCGAAGCACAUGAGGAUCCACUCGGGCACGAAGCCGUUCGUUUGUCCCAAGUGUCCCAAGACGUUCACCUCCAAAGCCGAUCUGUCGAGGCAUGCCGUCAUCCACAGCGGCCAGAAGCCGUUCACUUGCAAUUUCUGCCACUUGGGUUUCGGCCGCAAGGACAAAUUGCAGCGGCACGAGAAGACGCAUUUCCCGCACGAGAAGGACGACAAAUCGCAGGAGCUGCAGAUGAUGAGGGACAAUUUGUCGUUUUCUAUGAAGGGCGAGGCGAAAGAGGAGGAAAAACAGGACGGAUCUGAAAACAUGGUGAUUAACCUAGACCCGUUCAAUCACAACGAUUACACAUCAGAAAUGACCCCGCAAAGAGGCGAUUUGUCGGAAAACGAACCAAGCGUGGAAAAUACGAACGGAGAAAACUCGGACGGUAUAAGAAGCGAAAACAUGAACGUGGAAGUCUCCUCACAAGAUGGUCCAAUUAACAAAGACAAAAUAUUUAGAUGUACACAAUGUCCGAAGCGGUUUUCCAAGGCGGAGAACUUGGUCUCGCAUCAGAGCACCCACUCGGACACCAGGCCUUAUAGCUGUCACAUUUGUAGUAAAUCUUUCAUACGCAAAAGGGAGCUCGACAGGCAUAUCGCCACGCACUCCGGAAUGAAGCCGUUUAAAUGCCCCAGGUGCAAUAAAAGCUUCGGCAGGAAAGACAAAAUGAUGCGGCAUUUGCGCAUCCACGACGUAAAUAAAACCUUCACGUGCACUAUAUGUAAUAACACUUUCAACAGGAGGGAUAGCUUGCAGCAGCACAUGAAAACACAUUCUACUCAAGAGACUGAUGAUAACGAAAACGGGAUGGAGUGAAUUCGGAGAUCGACAAUAGCGUUUCGAAGUUGAAAGAUUUUUGAAUAGAUUUAUUCGAAUUUGUUGGUUUUUAUAAUUCGGAUUGGUUGGUUUUUCAAUUGCGAAUAUUCUUUAUAGUUUCGAUCGUUCGUAUUUGAGUUAUUGAACUAUUAGGCUUGUUCUGAACUUCCCUUGGAACAGACAUGUUGUUAUUGUUGCCUGGAAAUUUUACAAAGUACAAUCGGCUCCAAAAAUUAUUGUAUAGAAAUUUUUCAUCUUAUUUUCGUCAUUUUAGUUUUUACAUUUAGUUUUUUUAUUAUUGUCAUUAAUUUAGGGUUAGAAAAUUAUUUGUAUAUAUGUUGUUUAUUCAAAAAUCUACCAAAUGUUUCUGAUGAAUAGGCUGUAAUUAGUGAAAUAAUGAUUGUAGCUUUGUUGAAUUUGAAUGAAUUUUUACUAAUUCACCGUUUUCGAUUUGAAUAAAUUUUGAUAUCAAACGAAGC